ACUUCACACUUCUGCUUCCAAAAUCCGCCAUUGGAGAUGAGUACUCCAGUUGAAGAAGUUUCUGCACAUCUGAAAAAAUUCAACUAUGAGGAUUGGAUUUCAAAGCUGGAUGCACUGUCGAUAUGGAUGUACGAUUUUGGCGACCAGCAUUUCCCGUCAACUAUAGAACAGAAAAUCUCUGACAUCGAGCAUCAAAUUGAUUUGUGCAUCAAAGUCCUCGAAUCAGUUCCUCAAGAGAAGAGAGAAUUAAAUCGUGAACGUGCAAUGUUCGAGUAUCUAAAAGGAAGGUUUUAUAAUGCAAUUCCUGAUGUUUAUAAGGAGGAAGCAGAGCGUCAUCUACUGAAAGCUACUCAAUUAGAUCCGCUUCUGCGGGAUGCUUGGAAUUGCCUCGGCUGUUGCGUUGCCAAGAAAGGAAAUUACCAAGAAGCUAAAGAAUACUAUCAGGCUGCCCUUAAAAUGGGUGAAGAAAAUGCAGUAAUAUUACGUCAACUUGCAGACCUUGAACUGACGUUUGCACGAGUUGCUGAAAAUCCAGCCAAGCAGAUUGAUGACUGCAUCAAAUAUGCCGAAAGGACACACGCUCUGGAUGACAUGGAUGGAGGUUGUUUAUGUAAGACUGCGAACAGAAUUUACUUAAAAGAGGAACUGCUUUAA
Molecule: messenger RNA, 654 nt
Organism: Solanum tuberosum (potato)
Lineage: Eukaryota; Viridiplantae; Streptophyta; Magnoliopsida; Solanales; Solanaceae
Exons: 5
Coding region: 37-654 (205 amino acids)
Molecular function (GO): protein binding
Source: RefSeq, a predicted model, not a curated record